Molecule: messenger RNA, 1866 nt
Organism: Grus americana (Whooping crane)
Lineage: Eukaryota; Metazoa; Chordata; Aves; Gruiformes; Gruidae
Gene: CADM1
Product: cell adhesion molecule 1
Exons: 13
Coding region: 78-1541 (487 amino acids)
Biological process (GO): detection of stimulus; cell recognition; susceptibility to natural killer cell mediated cytotoxicity
Cellular component (GO): neuron projection; synapse; plasma membrane
Molecular function (GO): signaling receptor binding
Source: RefSeq, a predicted model, not a curated record
ACGCGGGCGCAUCUCAUUAGCGGCGCGCGCGGUCGCUAGGUGCCGGCGCGGCGGCCAGAGCGAAGCAGGUGCCGGAGAUGGCGGGUCGCGCCGAGCCCAGCGGCCCCGCGGCGUGCGGCGGCGCCCCGGGCCUCCUCCCGCUCCUCCUGCUGCUCCUCUCCGCCGCCGCCAUCAUCCCCAGAGGUGAUGGUCAGAACUUGGUUACCGAAGACGUGACAGUGGUGGAGGGAGAUGUGGCCACCAUCAGCUGCCGGGUGAAGAACAGCGAUGACUCGGUGAUCCAGCUCCUGAACCCCAACAGACAGACGAUUUACUUCAGAGAUUUCAGACCGCUGAAGGACAGCAGGUUCCAGCUGGUGAACUUCUCCAACAGCGAGCUCCGAGUCUCCUUGACAAACGUCUCCAUUUCUGAUGAAGGAAGGUACUUCUGCCAGCUCUACACCGAUCCCCCCCAGGAAAUUUAUACCACGAUUACCGUGCUCGUCCCGCCACGCAAUUUGGUAAUUGAUAUCCAGAAGGAAAUCGCCGUGGAGGGUGAAGAGAUUGAACUGAACUGCACCGCCAUGGCCAGCAGACCAGCCACCACCAUCAGAUGGUUCAAAGGAAACAAGGAGCUGACUGGCAAGUCUGAAGUGGAGCAGUGGUCCGACAUGUACACGGUAACCAGUCGGCUGGUGCUGAAGGUGGGACGGGAGGACGACGGGGUCCCCGUCAUCUGCUUGGUGGAUCACCCCGCGGUCAAAGACUUGCAGACGCAGCGUUACCUAGAAGUCAUGUAUAAGCCUCAAGUGCGGGUUUCUCAGAAUUACCCGGUGCAAGGCCUCACGAGAGAAGGGGAGCCGCUGGAACUGACGUGCGCAGCUUUUGGAAAGCCACAGCCUACGGACAUGAGGUGGUUAAGAGUAGAUGAUGAGAUGCCUCAACACGUUGUAGUGUCUGGUUCAAACCUUCUCAUUAGUAACCUAAACAAAACAGAUAAUGGUACAUACCGCUGUGAGGCUUCAAACGCGGUGGGGAAAUCACAUGCGGAUUACAUGCUGUUUGUAUACGAUCCCCCCACAACUAUCCCUCCUCCCACAACAACCACCACCACUACCACCACCAUCCCUACCACCAUCACAGACACAACGGCGACGACAGAACCGGCAGUUCACGGCUUUACUCAGUUGCCCAAUUCGGCAGAGGAGCUGGACUAUGGGGAUCUCUCAGGUACUCCCGUCCCGCUAAACGCUUCGACGGAGGCUCUGCCAACUGUGCAAUUAAGUAACACGUCCCUUCCCUUCCGCCCAGAUUCUCGCGCAGGUGAGGAAGGGGCGAUACGGAGCGUGGACCACGCGGUGGUUGGUGGCGUCGUGGCUGUGGUCGUGUUCGCGAUGCUUUGCCUGCUCAUCAUUUUAGGGCGAUAUUUUGCCAGACAUAAAGGUACAUACUUCACUCACGAAGCCAAAGGAGCAGAUGAUGCAGCCGACGCAGACACAGCCAUCAUCAAUGCAGAAGGAGGACAAAACAACUCUGAAGAAAAGAAAGAGUACUUCAUCUAGAGCAGCCUUGGUUUCUAUGAGGUGUCCAACCGUCGACGGUUACUACUGGCCCUAUUUAAACGCUUAGAGAGACAGUGAUAUUGGAAGUUGCAACCAGCUUGUGUCUUUUUCUUUCUUUCUUUUUUUUUUUUCCUUUUUUUAAAGAAAAACAAAAAAAAAAGGCAGAUGGGUGGAGAGCCGUGAGGCUGGGAGGGUCCGGGAUUUGCCGUGUAAAAAUAUUCCUCGUAAAGUACACUCUGCUGUUCGACACCUCAGUUUCUUUGGGUUUUCUUUCUUUUGGCCAAGUCCGGCUUGGAUUUAGUUUAGUGAAGUCAUUCGCAGAAGA